Messenger RNA from Cariama cristata (Red-legged seriema), 1348 nucleotides. RefSeq names its product tetratricopeptide repeat domain 29 (gene TTC29). The record is from RefSeq and is a predicted model, not a curated record. Lineage: Eukaryota; Metazoa; Chordata; Aves; Cariamiformes; Cariamidae. Gene Ontology annotation, molecular function: protein binding. The transcript is spliced from 10 exons. The annotation marks the transcript as partial.
AUGAGGAGAGUUAAAAUGAAUGUGUUGCCUCAAGCAAUUCUACAAAGCCCAGGGGAGCAUCCCAGGUUCAUAGAGCAGACUGUUUGCCCCUCAUUAGACUUUGCAAGGAUUCAUUUGAUCAAAGACAAAGAUGGCAUAGAUGAUUAUUUGGCGAAGAAUAUCAAAGGGUUGUCAAAGCAAGAAGCUGCUGCUAACAGGAAUUCAUACAAGAAGAACAUCUGCAUCGACAUGCUGCGACAGGGUUAUCACGAGUCCUUCUCCGAGCUCUUCACUCUGAUACAGAAGUGGAAUGCCUUGAGGGAGGCUGCAGGGCCUGGGUCAGCCAUAUGGCAGCAGAAGUCCCUGGAGGAGCAGCCUGAUAAGCUGGAUCAGCUUUACCACUUCCUGACCAGGGCUGAGGCAGCCCAGCGAGCAGGGCGUUAUGAGGAGGUGUACGAUAACCAGCUUAACUUGGCCUACUGUUUCAAUGACCCUGACGACAAAUGGUUAAGUGAUUACUUUUAUGAGCAAUGCUUUAACACUGCUCAACUAAUAAAAAUUGAUGGUGGGAAAAGAGAGGCACAAGCACAUGCAAAUAUGGGCUUCAUCAAUGAGGAACAAGGUUAUGUCAUGAAAGCUGCUGAGCAUUAUGAAGCGUUUUAUCAGCUAACAGAGGGUUCAACAUGGAAGGAUGAGAAAGGCCAUACUUACAAUUCACUGGCAUGUGAGCAUCUCUGGAGAAUUUAUACAUUACUAGCAGACAAAAUGCUAGAAAAUAAAGAACACCAACAGGCUAUCAAAACACUAAUAAAAGCUUUAAAAAUGGCAAAAGAAGGAGGCAAUGUGAAGAUGGAAGGAGAAGCUGCAUAUUGCUUAAGUUUAGCAUAUCAUUUUGCUGGAGAACAACAGACAGCAUUAUCAAUGUUGAACACCUCUGUAAAAAUCUUCACAGCACUUUGCGAUUCUGCUGGCCUAGGCAGAGCAUAUGCAGCUAUAGCCGAGAUCCUGGUAAGUCAGGGAAGAGCAGCUGAAACUAUUAAGUACUUGGGAGAGUUUAUGAAGGUUGCGGAGAACGCUCACCUAAACCAAAGCGUCGUGGAUGCACGUGUAUUGCUUGGGAAUAUUUACAAUGAAAGAGGGAACUAUAACGAAGCUUUUGAAUAUUUCAGUCAGGCUUCUGAGGCAGCAAAAACUUCAAAUAAUUUGCCCUUAGUGGAUGAAAUAAAGACUUAUUGUGGCAUUGCAAAGGCUCAUAAACUGAUGGUGGCAUUUAACAGCCAUAUAGAAGCAGAAGAUCCCAUCAACCUCAAGUACCUGCUGGCAUGGAAGGAGAACAGAAGUGACAUGUGCACUGACCCUCUUACAGUCG